CCGCGGGGAGGAUGGGCCGAACCGGGCGGAGCGGAGCGGGGCUUUGCGCGGGGUCCCGGGGGAGACGGGGUGUGUGCGGACACCGGGCAGCUCCCCCUCGUCAGCUGCGAUGAGCCACGGUCCCACCAGCCCGUCCUCCCCACCCCGGGGGGGGAGCCCUGUCCGGCAGCCCCUCAGCCCCGGGAGCGGGGGUUUGGACAUGCUGCGCUGCCCCUCCUGCCUCCUCCUCCUCUGGGAGCCGGUGACCGUGUCCUGCGGUCACUCCUUCUGCAAGCCGUGCCUCGGGGGGGCCGUGCCCUCCCGCUGCCCCCUCUGCCACGAGAGGCUGAAGCUGUUGGGCGUCGGGGCGGCGAGGUGCAACGUGGUGCUCUGUGGCCUCCUGGAGAAAAGCGUGGAGCGGGAGGGCCGGCUGGCCUGGCUGGCAGCACGCAUCCGGGACCAUCUCACCCGUGGGGACGCGCGGGAAGCGCUCAGGCUGGCUCAGAAAGGGGUCGAGCUGGCCCCAGAUGCCAGCUCCCUGCGGCUGUGCCGGGCAGAGGCGUUUGCAGCGCUGGGACAGCACUUGUGGGCGCUGGAAGACCUGGAAACUGUGUGCAAGGCUGAGCCUGGAGAGCACGAGGGCUUCUUCAGGAAAGGGAAGGUGCUUCUGGAGAUGGGACAGAAAGCUGAAGCCUUGCUGGCAUGGGAACACUGCCUGACACUCAGUCCCCAUUUCUACCCUGCUCGGAGAGAGAUAGAGAAGAUCCUCAUGCAAGAGGAUGCUCCUCAGCCACACAUGGCCACUGCACGCUCAGGUAAUGCUCACCAAAGCUCAGAUGGUCCCCAGGUCAAUGGAGGGAGCCCUGUGCUCCCACCAUCUUCCACACAAGCUCAGGAUCAGGAGGGAGAGCUGGUGGAUGGCAGAGAAGAUGCUGAGUCUGAUCAUGUCCAGGGAGCUGCCACUCUUUCCCAGCCGGGACAAUGGCAGGAGCCAGAGACUUACACAGAGAGGCAGGGCCGGUUGGUAGAUAACAAAGAAGAAACAGCAGCAGCAAACUCUACCCAGCCGUGCCUCAGGGAGCUGCUAAGCAUAUCUGACUUCGAGUGCUCCCUCUGCAUACGGAUGUUCUUUGAACCAGUGACGACGCCGUGCGGGCACACCUUCUGCAAGGAGUGCCUUGAACGCUGCCUGGACCACCGGCCCAACUGCCCCCUCUGCAAACAGAGCCUGAGAGAGUACCUGAAGGCUGGAAGCUACAGCCCCACCGUGCUGCUGCAGGACAUCAUGCUGGCCACCUUCCCUGCACAGCUGGCUGAGCGCCGGGAGCUGCACCAGGCUGAGAUGGCAGAGCUCUCCAACCUGACCAAGAACAUCCCCAUCUUCGUCUGCACGAUGUCCUUCCCAGGCAUCGCCUGCCCUCUGCACGUCUUCGAGCCUCGCUACCGCCUCAUGAUCCGGCGGUGCCAGGAGACUGGCACGAGGAGGUUCGGCAUGUGUAUAUAUGAGAAUGGGAAAAGUUUUGCUGACUACGGCUGCAUGCUGGAGAUACGGCAGAUCGAGCUGCUGGCGGACGGGAGGUCCUUGGUGGACACCAUCGGCAGGCGGCGGUUCCGCGUGCUGAGCCGCGGGCACAGGGACGGCUACAACACUGCAGACAUCGAGUACCUGGAGGACAAGAAGGUGGCUGGGGAGGAGCUGCAGGAGCUGCAGUGCCUGCAUGAAAACACCUACCGCUUGGCUCAGCGGUUCUGUGAGCACGGAGACCUUGCCUCCAGGCACAUUCUGAUGCAUCAAGGACCGCUGCCGGAGAAGGAAGAGGACAUCCAGGCUUCGGCAGAUGGCCCGACAUGGUGCUGGUGGCUCAUCUCCAUCCUGCCUCUUGACCCGUCCUACCAACUGAACCUCUUCUCCACCACCUCCCUGCGUGCCCGCCUCAUGCAGCUGCAGCGCAUCCUCGCUGCCCUGCUGCAGCAACCCCCCGCCAGGCACCCGCUGCCCGAGCACAGCCCCCGGGGCCGCGUCUGAGACCCCCAGCCCCCUCCCUCUCUGCAGGGGAGACCUCCACCCCCUUGAGUUUCUCUAUGUGCUGCUUCAUGGUUUUGUGUAUAGUUUGAGCCCCCCCCGCCCCCAAUCAGCCUUGGAGAUGAGCUGAGCACCCUCUGCCCGGCUCAGCGGGGUUGAUGCCACACUAGCAGCACCACUACACCGUCCAUGCCACCUCUGGCAGUUGCUUGGUGACACGGCUGUACUGUGCUAUCAGAGAGGGGACCACGAUGGAAAGCUGGGUUGUGUCUUGGGAACCAAAGUCACCUGCCGAGCUCCUUCAGCGCUAAGGAGAAUUCUCCUUAGGGCAGAGGACCAAGUGCCAGGAUCACCUCUUCCUCUUUGAAGGACAAUGUAGGGUUUUUAGUAGAUAGUCCUGCUCUGUGCAGCAGAUUUUCAGGCUUGGGAGAAGUGGCACUGGGAGGUAAAGAAGUUCCAACGGCUUCCCCCAGCCUCAGGAGCUGAAGGCUCUGCCUCUGCUUACGAGUUUGACUUAAUUUCUAUUCAAACAAGAAGAAAGGUUAAAUUAAACAAUACAAAACCCACAGAGCAGCUCAUAACCAUCUCCAUGGCCACACAGUGAGGAGAUGCUGCUCCUCUGAAUGUGCCCAGGUCAGGCUGUCCCCUUCCCAUCACUCUGCUCAGUGUUCUGCUGUGUUUACUGCGCUAAGCUUGCCUGCCGCUUCCCCAGCUGGCGGCUCCACUGCCAUGAAGUGCUGUGGAAAGGGCAGGAUUUGGCAGCCUUCGUGCUUUUUCCCCCACCCAAAGGCUGCUGUUCCCAAGCCUGGCUGGGUUUAGGUUGUGGGAUCAGACCUGUGGGCUGGAGGGAGCCAAUGGCACAAGGGAGUCAAGCCUGGAAGGGGCUUUGUGAGACUUGAAUAGUGCAAUUUUCCUAUGUUCAGUGUUUAUUCUGAACUUUCUGCCUCCUCAGGAGAAAAUCAGGGUCUGAGUAGGGGCCAGAUCCUUGCAUGUGGGACCCAGAACUGUUCAGGAUUCCCCGAAACAGCACAGAGUGAUGUCAAAGGGAGUUGAACCUCUGGAGAGCCAGGGAGGGGGCAGGACCAGUGACUGAGGCUGUGAGCCCCAUGACAGGGAAGCAAGUGCCUGUCUGCAAGUGUCCGGCUACUGCUUGUCUCUAAACACAGAGAAAAGAGUAUCCUCCUGGACAGCCCAGGCUUUCCGUCAUGGAAAUCCUGAAGGUUUGGGAUCAUCCAUAAUUUCAGUGGCUUUGGGUUGAAUUUUAGGAGUGAUACUCACUUAGUGAGUUCCUGGAUUAGCAUUGCUUCCAGAAUUUUAUCUCUGCUUUUCCCAAAGGCUCCACAUCCCAUCUGGGGGCUCAGGGGGCUGUUGGAUAUAUGGGUGGGAGAGAAAAUCAGGUUGGGGCUACAGUACUCUUUGCUGCACGUAUUGCUGGGCUGAGCCUGGGUCAGGAGGCUCUGGAUACAGCUCUGGAGGGGUCCCUGCCCAGGGCCACUGCUUUUUCCCAUCCUUCUCUCUCCAGGAGUGAGAGGUCUCGGUCCCUCCUCUCCAGCAAAGUGCCUCCCCAGAGUGACAGUUGGCAGGAGCCAAGGGCUUGCUCCCCAGGGACCACAGUGAGCACAGGGCAGCUGAGGACAACUCAAAGCUGGAUUUGCUCCUCUACCUUUGAGCUAUGUCCUCCCCCACUUUGCUGCUCGCUCUGGGGCACCGUGACUUCCCCAAGGGAUUAUAUCCCCAGGGUGUUGGAUUGGGGUGGGCAGAGAUAGGCGAUGGAGGGAAACCUCACAGUGCUGGUGAGGGUGCAUGCAGGUGGCAGGAUGCCACUGAAGUUUGGGAAGUGCCUUUCUUUUCCACGGGGUCAAUGUGAGCUCACCCAGUGGACCCCCCCACUCGGAGCUGUGCACCUAACUCCCAGGUUGGCUGUUCUCCAGGUCUGGGAGCUCCCCGGGCUGCUGCGGGUCCCUGCAGCAAGCAGGAGGCAUGGGGGGAUGCAGGGGAGAAGCGUGGGUCUGCACCAUGUCCAUGCUGCAGGAGAGACGGGGACCAGAGCCACAUCUGCCUGGUUGCUUUGGGAAGGGACUUGUGCAAGUCAUUCCAGUUUGCUUGGAGUGCCUUUGGGGUUUGUAUUAGUAUCUUCACUCUUUGAAUUAAAUUUUCUUCCUGGUCAUUGAAAUAAAGACCUUUUUCAUUAUU
Tyto alba (common barn owl) is the source of this 4195-nucleotide messenger RNA. Its product is annotated as LON peptidase N-terminal domain and RING finger protein 1-like. The record is from RefSeq and is a predicted model, not a curated record. NCBI's taxonomy places the organism in Eukaryota, Metazoa, Chordata, Aves, Strigiformes, Tytonidae. The transcript is spliced from 12 exons. Bases 110 to 2005 code for a protein of 631 amino acids. Gene Ontology annotation, molecular function: protein binding; metal ion binding.